Messenger RNA from Vicia faba (fava bean), 483 nucleotides. The record is from the annotation of a GenBank genome assembly. Lineage: Eukaryota; Viridiplantae; Streptophyta; Magnoliopsida; Fabales; Fabaceae.
AUGGAUUUCAGGUUGAUGGGUUUGGAUGCUCCAGUAUUGCAUGCUCUGCACCAAUUGAUGGAUCUUUCAGACGACAAUUCUUCCGACAAGUCAUCAUCGCACAAUGCUCCUACAAGAUCCUACGUGAGAGACACGAAGGCGAUGGCUGCAACUCCGGCAGAUGUGAAGGAAUAUCCGAAUUCAUACGUGUUUGUGAUCGACAUGCCAGGGUUGAAAUCUGGUGACAUAAAGGUUCAGGUGGAAGACAAUAACGUGCUUGUUAUAACGGGUGAGAGGAAGAGGGAAGAAGAAAAAGAAGGUGCAAAGUAUUUGAAAAUGGAGCGAAGGGUUGGGAAAUUUAUGCGAAAGUUUGUGCUUCCUGAGAAUGCUAAUACUGAUGCUAUUUCCGCUGUGUGUCAAGAUGGGGUGCUGAGUGUUACUGUUGAGAAGUUUCCUCCGCCUCAACCUAAGAAACCUAAGACUAUUGAGGUUAAGGUUGCUUGA